AUGGUCACUUUGAUAAAAUGUAAACUUGGAACACAAGCUCUACCUGAAACUUCUGAAAGCAUGAACUUAAAUGGAGAGAGAGCAGUCUUGACCCAGAAGACACAAAACAUACUCAGGGGGUGGGAAAUUCCGACAAGAGACACGCCCAGGGGUCCGCACGCAGAGACUACCCCCCGGCCCCCCGCCGAAGUCUUGGCCUUGUCCUCAAGCCUCGGUCCCAGCGAACAUCGCCGCUCUUGGGGUGACGAAACAGUCCGCUCAGAUCCCGCCCUGUCGACGCCCUCCCGCCACUCCGGGUCGGAUGGCCUAUUCGUUUCCCCCCCAUACCGGAAGCUCUCCUCCGAAGCCCCGCCCCAUUCCGCCUGCUGCGUUUGGGCCGAGGCGUGGCCAACGCUCCCUGCCGGUUAUGGAAGCGCUUUCGCGCUGUUAUUGGAAGACCCGGAAGCGCUGGCAGAAGUGAAGGUCACGUCGACUUCAGUGGGUUUUGAACCUCCUGUUUUCUACGUGAGCGUCUCCAGUCACAUUUGUAUACACCCAGGGUCUGGGGUCUCAGUCCUGUCCCCCACGCUUACCCCCGCGGGACUGCUGACCUUCAGGGAUGUGGCCAUAGAAUUCUCUCAGGAGGAGUGGGGAUGCCUGAGCCACAGCCAGCGGGAACUGUACACGGAUGUGAUGUUAGAGAACUACAGACACCUCCUCUGCUUGGGACCUGGUCAUCUUUUUGGAACUAAAGUGGGAGCUAUGGGACGUGAAGGGAAAGGAGACUGUAGCCUCAUACCCAGAUGGACAUCUGCUUUCCAACAUAUCACACUCUUACAUUCUCUAAAGAUUCUUCAGUUCCAUCGAAGGUCCUUCACAUCCACGGUGCGGGCCUCCGUAACCUCAUUGGUUUUCCAUUGCUUUGAGGGUUUGGGAAAAUCUUUGUAUUUCUGAGGAAGUCCAUGUUCACUAAUUUCUGAGUGUUUGCCUUUUGUGAGAUGUGUGUUGGGAUACUGGUAGGCAUAUUGGGGAUGGGUGAAGUAAUCCCGGCAGCAUGGGAAAAAUACCACAUUUUAUCUUGUUUAUGC
Suricata suricatta (meerkat) is the source of this 1067-nucleotide messenger RNA. RefSeq lists its product as uncharacterized. The coding region runs from base 1 to 933 and encodes 310 amino acids. The record is from RefSeq and is a predicted model, not a curated record. The transcript is spliced from 5 exons. Lineage: Eukaryota; Metazoa; Chordata; Mammalia; Carnivora; Herpestidae. Gene Ontology annotation, biological process: regulation of DNA-templated transcription.